UGGAGGAAACAAAUCGGACAGUGGAGCGACGCUACGAAAGAUUAGGUGUAGUCUAUCCGCAAAAUCCGCCUCCAUCCUUUAAAUUUGGGGCAAUAAUGACCCCCCAAAAUACGGAUAACAUAAACUACGCGUUUCGCACUAUCGAAUGAUAUCGAUAUUUUAAGUCUUCGUUUCCCAGAAAGAUAAAAAAGGGAUGGUGACAUUUUGCAUUGUUACAAUAGGAGCUGGGAUGAUUGUGGGGGGCGGGGGAAUGUGAAUUAAGGGUUAGGGUUGUAAAGCAGUCAAGGAAGGAGGACUAACCGAGGCAACGUAAACAAAAGAUUCAAAGCUUAACAUUACCGAUACGCAACGUUUAACUACCGAGAUACACACACGAAGCAACAGACGUAGUUAACGUUUGCUAUUAACGAAAUGGAGCUGAGAGUGGGGAACCGAUACAGACUGGGCAGAAAAAUCGGAAGUGGUUCUUUCGGGGACAUCUAUUUAGGCACAGAUAUUUCAGUGGGUGAGGAGGUUGCGAUUAAGUUGGAAUGUGUGAAGACCAAACACCCCCAGCUCCACAUCGAGAGCAAGAUCUACAAGAUGAUGCAAGGAGGAGUGGGCAUUCCAACCAUAAAGUGGUGCGGAGCAGAAGGUGACUACAACGUGAUGGUGAUGGAGCUGCUGGGGCCCAGCCUGGAGGAUCUCUUCAACUUUUGCUCCCGCAAGUUCAGCCUCAAGACAGUGCUGCUGCUCGCUGAUCAGAUGAUCAGUCGCAUUGAGUACAUUCACUCCAAGAACUUCAUCCACAGAGAUGUGAAGCCUGAUAACUUCCUGAUGGGUCUGGGCAAAAAGGGCAACCUGGUCUACAUUAUUGACUUUGGCCUGGCUAAAAAGUAUCGUGACGCUCGCACACACCAGCACAUCCCCUACCGCGAGAACAAGAACCUGACUGGCACUGCACGCUACGCCUCCAUCAACACACAUCUGGGGAUUGAGCAGUCGCGGCGCGAUGACCUGGAGUCCUUGGGCUAUGUUCUCAUGUAUUUUAAUCUGGGCUCGUUGCCCUGGCAAGGCCUCAAGGCUGCCACCAAGAGGCAGAAGUAUGAACGGAUCAGUGAGAAGAAAAUGUCCACCCCCAUUGAGGUGCUUUGCAAGGGAUACCCCUCUGAGUUUGCAACCUACCUGAAUUUCUGUCGUUCCCUGCGCUUCGAUGACAAGCCGGACUACUCGUACCUACGGCAGCUCUUCAGAAACCUGUUCCACAGACAGGGCUUCUCUUAUGACUAUGUCUUUGACUGGAACAUGCUCAAGUUUGGAGCCAACCGUGCAGCAGAGGAAGCAGAGAGAGAGCGCCGGGACCGAGAGGACAGGCUGAGGCACGGCAGGAACCCUGUGGCCCGAGGAAUACCUGCUGCAUCAGGACGGCCACGAGGAGCCCAGGACGGAGCUCCGCCCACCCCUCUAACUCCUACCUCCCACACAGCAAACACGUCCCCUCGACAAGUGUCUGGGAUGGAGCGUGAACGAAAGGUCAGCAUGCGACUGCACCGCGGCGCUCCUGUCAAUGUGUCAUCAUCGGAUCUAACAGGACGGCAGGACACGUCCCGCAUGUCCACCUCACAGAAUAGUAUUCCCUACGAGCAUCACGCCAAGUAGACGCUCGCCACGUCCUUGUGUGACGGCGGCAACACUGGAUGGUGUCCGCCGUACCGACUGCUGGCCUCCAUCUCCUAGCUCCUCGAUGAGCCCCCACAAUGCACCCUGGCGGACCAAGCACCGUUCACUCAGAAGCAAUCCGUCAUACUAAUACUACCAUUCAUUACCACAACCACAGUGAGCUUCUGGCUCACCACAAACUGCUUUCUGACUGACUGCUCUCAGUUCUGUCGCCUCCUUCAGACGUCUACACUAUCUCCCUCCCUCCCUUCCUGUUUCUGUGUGCUGGUCUGACCUACCAAAACAUUAAACAGCGCCGGACCUCAGGACCCCGCCCCCCCACCACCAGAUUGAAUGGACAGUGCUUUGACCAGGGCAAACAUGGCCGCCAGUCUUUUCUAGGACACUGACUAAUGAAACAACAGUUGAGGUUCCUUCCUCUGCCCAAACGUGUGUCCUCGAUGGCCCUACAUUUCCACCGUCACUGUCUGCUAGUUCAUACCUGAUCAAUAAAACCCCUUUCUUUCUUUCGUGCAGUAAAGUGUAUGAAUCUGAAGCAGCAGCUCUUCAUUUUCUAUAAAUAUAUACAUGUAUGGGUAGUUUUUUGGGGUGGGAUGCUUUUCACUGGUAUUUGCAGGUUUCAUUCCCCUCAUUUUUUCUGUUUUCAGUUCUCAUCCCUACUGAUGGCUCUCUUCAGUAACUAUAUAGCCAUGUGUAUUAAAUAAAAAGAAAGUACUUCUUUGCAUGUUUUAGUGGUGAGUCUUCAGCGUCAGGUGUGUGAGGCUCGAGUGCUAGUUAAACCCAUGAAGCUACCAAACGUGUGCUUUGGUAUCUUGGGUGCAGGAGGUCUGUGUAUUCACCAUUAGUUGGCAGGAUGUUGUGUCUGUUCACCUCCAGGCCCUGGUGUCCUGUCCGAUGAGCCCUGUUCUUCUAGUGUUCUGUGCACUUUAUGUGGGCAGGAGGGGGGCAUCAUCUGACAUGUUGGACCAGGUGUUCAUUCCCUUUGUACAGAAAACAUUCUCAUUUUUCUUCUAUCAUUUUGAAGCUGUGAAUAACGUGUAAUAUUGAUGUGUAAAUGUGAGCUCAUCUGUAGGGAUGGGUCUGAACAGGACUUCUGGGCUCGGUCCCAUAAUGAGUACUAGUCCUCCUUCAGAGCCACGGGCUCGCUACAGAAAGCAGUGCACUGAAUCUGAAAGACAUUUUGUGUGACUGGCUUUGCUGUCACUGCUCUCAGUAUUAGAGGUUCAGUGAUCCGGCACCAGUGUGGCAAACUGCAAUGCUGCCACGUCACUGAAAACACAUCCUUUGUGAAUCCUGUUAAACAAUUCCUGAAAUGAUUCUUUGUUGAGAGGGAAGCUGAACAAAUGUUCACAGCAGCACAGUUUGUUUUUUUCUCUUUUUUGUCCUUUCAUAAUUAAAACUGGUGACUCUUCUGGCUUUGAUCACUUUGCCAUGUCUAUCGAACUGAAAUGGUCGGUCAUGGUUCAUUCUGGCUGCUUAUUCUCUUGUUUUGGAUUUUGACCCUUGACCUCUUCGGUCAGCGCUGAACACCUAGUGAAUUAUGUAAGCGGCCAGAUCAGCAAGAUUCACUUUCUCACAUUUAUAUUUGCCACUGUAUUUGUGUACUUAAACUGUAAAUAAAUGAAUUACUUGUA
Molecule: messenger RNA, 3293 nt
Organism: Anarrhichthys ocellatus (wolf-eel)
Lineage: Eukaryota; Metazoa; Chordata; Actinopteri; Perciformes; Anarhichadidae
Gene: csnk1db
Product: casein kinase 1, delta b
Exons: 10
Coding region: 412-1638 (408 amino acids)
Biological process (GO): protein phosphorylation
Molecular function (GO): ATP binding; protein kinase activity
Source: RefSeq, a predicted model, not a curated record